GGUUAGUAUUGUUUGGCCAAGAUAAGAUAACAGCUGGGAAGCAGGAAAGAUCGAUGUCGUCUCCGCCGGUGAAGCUCAUCGGCUUCUUCGGGAGCCCGUACGCGUUCCGCGCCCAGGCGGCUCUUUGCCUCAAGGGCGUGCCUUACGAGCUCCUCCUGGAAGACCUGUUCGGGACCAAGAGCGACCUCCUGCUCAAGCUCAACCCCGUGCACAAGAAGGUGCCCGUGCUCCUCCAUGGCGGCCGGGCCAUCAGCGAGUCCCUCGUCAUCGCCGAGUACAUCGACGAGGCCUUCGACGGGCCGCCGCUCCUGCCCACCGACCCAUACGGCCGCGCCAUGGCCCGUUUCUGGGCUGACUUCAUCGAAAACAAGCUGACGAAGCCGUUCUUCAUGGCGCACUGGGUCGAAGGCGAGGCGCGAGAGAGGUUCGAGAAAGAGGGCUUGGAGCUGCUGUCGCUUCUGGAGGCGCAGCUCAAGGGGAACAAGUUCUUCGGCGGCGACCGGCCCGGCUACCUCGACAUCGCCGCCUCCGCUCUGGGUCCCUGGAGCAGCGUGAUUCAGGAGGUGAUGGGGGUGACCGUGGUGAAGGAGGACGAGCACCCCGCCAUCGUCCAGUGGGCCAAGGAUUACAGCUCCCACCAAGCUCUGAAACCGUGCAUGCCGGACAGAGACAAACUCCUCGCCUACUUCACCGAGAACCUGGAGAGGUACAAAACUGCUGUCAACACAAUGUUGCAGCAACAGUGAUACAUUAGGGGCAAGAAGAACACGCCUCUGCGCCUGGAUCGCAGUGAAAUAUAUGUGCAUGCCUUUUUUCUGCCAAAUAAAUAUGUGCAUGUCUCACAUGAAUGGAUUUUAAUCAGGUCUGCUAAACUUUAUUUUGAUUCAGUGCAACAGUACUCUUGUUUC
Messenger RNA from Panicum virgatum (switchgrass), 908 nucleotides. Its product is annotated as glutathione S-transferase U8-like. The transcript is spliced from 2 exons. Gene Ontology annotation, biological process: glutathione metabolic process. The coding region runs from base 54 to 746 and encodes 230 amino acids. Gene Ontology annotation, cellular component: cytoplasm. Gene Ontology annotation, molecular function: glutathione transferase activity. The record is from RefSeq and is a predicted model, not a curated record. NCBI's taxonomy places the organism in Eukaryota, Viridiplantae, Streptophyta, Magnoliopsida, Poales, Poaceae.